AUGAUCCUCCUCCCUAUCCCCAAGGGCACGGAUCGCGGGCAAUCAAUGCAUGUCCUAGUGUACACUUCUAAUUUGAUCUACUCUGUAUGGAAUGGAAGGUCAUAUCAGCUUGGAUUUUUUCCUGUCCAUACAAAUUUUACAUCUCUUCCAUUUUGGUGCAAUAAAACUUUUGCAACAAUUCCUCCACUUCAAGAAGAUGAUGAAGCACCACUUCUCUAUUCUGAGCCUGUAAUUCCAAAGCAAAAAGAAGAAUUCACAUCUAGCUUUGCAGGAUCCCCUAUUUUCUCUUUGCAGAAAUCUUCUGCAAAUUACUGGAUCAACGAUUGCAUGAACAUGAAGAGAAACAUAGUUAAUGAAAAUCUUGGAGUUUUGCCAAUAAACAUGAAGAAGAUUAAGUCAAGGAAAAAAGUGAGAGAGCCCAGGUUUUGUUUCAAAACUAUGAGCGAUGUGGAUGUUUUGGACGAUGGUUACAAAUGGAGAAAGUAUGGCCAGAAAGUCGUGAAAAACACCCAACAUCCUAGGAGUUAUUAUCGUUGUACGCAGGAUAAUUGUCGCGUGAAGAAACGCGUAGAACGAUUAGCAGAAGAUUCAAGAAUGGUGAUUACUACAUAUGAAGGAAGGCACAUACACUCUCCAUCACAUGAUGAAGAGGAUUCUCAAGCUUCAUCUCAAUUCAAAAAUUUCUUUUGGUAG
Molecule: messenger RNA, 693 nt
Organism: Fraxinus pennsylvanica
Lineage: Eukaryota; Viridiplantae; Streptophyta; Magnoliopsida; Lamiales; Oleaceae
Source: the annotation of a GenBank genome assembly